AUGGUCAAGCCCGUGGAGAGCCCAAUCAGUGCCGGAGGAUCCAUGUCCCGCAUGUCGCCGGCUGUCUCGCAAGGGCAGAUGCCAUCGAUACCCUCAAACCCACAGCAUUCUCCAUAUCCGUACCAGAGACCACAGUCAACAUACCAACCAGGCUCAGCACCAGUCUUCUCAAACGUGCAGAACCCGAGUGGACAGCUCUCUCUAGUUGGUGUGCACCCUGGCAUGAUGCCGGGCUUCAACAGCGGCCACGCUGCGGCUAUGCCUCACUUCCUUGGCCAUCCGCCUCACCAGCAGCCUACUACGAAUGACCGCCCGUUCAAGUGUGACCAGUGCCCACAGAGCUUUAACCGUAACCACGACUUGAAGCGGCACAAGAGGAUACAUUUGGCAGUCAAGCCAUUCCCUUGCAAUCACUGCGACAAGAGCUUCUCGCGCAAGGAUGCGCUAAAGCGCCACAUUCUUGUCAAAGGUUGCGGAAAAGCUGCUGCCGCGCACGACGACAGCAAACGUGAAAGCGCUUCACCAAAGUCCGAGCGCACUGAUUCCAAAAUUGGCAUCUUGCACGAAUAG
Messenger RNA from Parastagonospora nodorum SN15, 570 nucleotides. RefSeq lists its product as hypothetical. Gene Ontology annotation, molecular function: RNA polymerase II cis-regulatory region sequence-specific DNA binding; DNA-binding transcription activator activity, RNA polymerase II-specific. The transcript is spliced from 3 exons. Gene Ontology annotation, cellular component: nucleus. Lineage: Eukaryota; Fungi; Ascomycota; Dothideomycetes; Pleosporales; Phaeosphaeriaceae. The record is from RefSeq and is a predicted model, not a curated record. Gene Ontology annotation, biological process: regulation of transcription by RNA polymerase II. The coding region runs from base 1 to 570 and encodes 189 amino acids.